Messenger RNA from Xenopus laevis (African clawed frog), 2524 nucleotides. It is a transcript of the gene slc13a1.S, whose product is annotated as solute carrier family 13 member 1 S homeolog. Lineage: Eukaryota; Metazoa; Chordata; Amphibia; Anura; Pipidae. The coding region runs from base 46 to 1899 and encodes 617 amino acids. The transcript is spliced from 16 exons. The record is from RefSeq and is a predicted model, not a curated record.
CGUUUUUGCACUUUUACAGGUAACCAGAGCCUGCUAACUACUACCAUGCCUGCUUUUCUCAGAUACAUAUGGAUGUACCGUAGGCUUUGCUUGAUUGUACUUACACCAUUACUAUUGCUGCCUGUGCCACUUAUCCUCAAAACAAAAGAAGUAGAAUGUGCUUAUGUACUCUUUGUAGUUGCCAUUUUCUGGCUCUCAGAAGCUUUGCCCCUUUCUGUGACUGCUUUCCUGCCAGCUUUGAUGUUUCCAUUAUUUGGAAUUCUACCAUCCAAAGCAGUUGCAGCUACCUAUUUCAAAGAUUUUCAUCUCUUGUUGACUGGGGUCAUUUGUUUGGCAACCUCAAUAGAAAAAUGGAAUUUGCACAAAAGAAUUGCUUUAAGAAUGGUCAUGUUAGUUGGUGUGAAUCCUGGAUGGCUUAUGCUGGGAUUUAUGUUUAGUGCUGGAUUUCUGUCCAUGUGGCUUAGCAACACCUCAACGGCUGCCAUGGUGAUGCCAAUAGUAGAAGCUGUCGCACAGCAAAUCAUAAAUGCAGAAGCAGAAGUAGAUGCAAUGCAAACAAAUUCAUCAGGUGGCAUUAACAAUGAGGCAUUAGAACUUGAUGAGAAAAUAUGUGACGGUCAGUCAAAGAGUUCUGAAUUGAAACCUGUUAAUGGAUACAGUAAUGGUUGUGUUACAACUUAUAACAUUGAAACAGAGGCGGCAAUAGAAGAAUACCAAGAUAAAGCAUGCAGUGAACAUACAAUUGAAGUAGAAGAGGAACAACCAGUUUCAUCAGACAAAAAAAGAUACAGAUGUAAAAAAGACCAUAUGAUGUGCAAGGCAAUGGGUCUUUGUAUAGCUUAUUCAUCAACAAUUGGAGGACUCACCACAAUUACAGGAACAUCAACAAACUUAAUCUUUGCUGAGCAAUUCCACACGCGCUACCCAGGUAGCACAGACAUAAAUUUUGGAACAUGGUUUAUUCACUGCAUUCCAAUCACUGUUAUUCUAAUGAUUCUUUCAUGGAUCUGGUUACAAUGGCUCUUCUUUGGAUUUGACUUUAAGGAGAUGUUCAAAUGUGGCAAGGAAAAGACAGACAGAGAAAAAGCUUCUGCAAAAGUGAUUAAGGAUGAAUAUGAAAAGCUUGGACCAAUAAGCUAUCAAGAAAUUAUUACUCUCAUAUUGUUCAUAUUAAUGGCUCUGCUAUGGUUCACCAGAGAUCCUGGUUUUAUUCCUGGAUGGUCUACUCUGUUUCCAAAGUAUAUUGGAUAUGCUACAGAUUCUACAGCUGCCUUGCUUUUGGGCCUUCUGUUCUUUAUCAUACCAGCAUAUCCCUGGAUUCGGGGAACCAAUAACGAAAGCAAUUCUUUUAGCUAUGUUCCACUCAUCACUUGGAAGGAAUUUCAGGCCUGUAUGCCAUGGGAUAUUUGUAUACUUGUUGGAGGUGGCUUUGCCCUGGCGGAAGGUUGUGAGGUAUCAGGUCUGUCUCUAUGGAUUGCCAACAAGAUGACUCCACUUGGGUCAUUGCCAAUAUGGAGUGUGGUUCUUAUAUCAUGUAUUAUAGUUACAACAGUAACUGAAGUGGCAAGCAAUCCAGCUACAAUAACAAUAUUCUUGCCUAUUUUAGCACCUUUGGCUGAAGCAAUAAACGUAAACCCCCUAUAUAUCCUCAUUCCCACAACUCUCUGCACCUCUUUUGCCUUCCUACUUCCUGUAGCCAACCCGCCAAAUGCUAUUGUGUUUUCCUAUGGUCACCUGCAAGUUAUGGACAUGGUGAAAGCUGGCCUUGGAAUUAAUAUCAUGGGUGUCCUUGUGGUAAUGCUGGCCAUAUCAACAUGGGCAGUUCCAAUGUUCAAUCUAAAUACGUAUCCUUCCUGGGCACCUAUCAUCACCUCUCCAACAAACAGUACAAUACCAUAGAAGAAAUGUAAUUUCUGUGGAACAUCUUUUUACCAGUGCUCAUAUACUUCUCAUUAUUCUGUAUGAUCCAUGUCAGUUUGAAUUAGUAUAAGGCUUAAAAGUAGUUUAUUCAACUUCUUUCGAGGUAACUUCCCCACUUUCUUUUGCCAUGUUCUCAUACAACAUAUUCGUUUUUUUACUAAUUUCAGGUGAGUUCCAAAGCUUUAUUUACCCUUUUACGGCCCUUCCUAUUGAGAUAUAUGACAAAUAUAAGGCUUUGUAAUGGAGCAUUAUUUUCAACCAUCAUUUGUUUAGAACAGACUUCAGUUUACAGGACAAAAUGGAGACUGGAGACAUGUCCCUGGGGUGAUUAAUAGCUCCACAGACUGGCAACAAAAUGCUCAGAAUUGCUACUUAUGACACGUUGACACCUAUAUCCAUGAACAGCAACAACGAUUCAAGCCUGCAUGUUUUAAGUUGUGGGAAACCUAAUAAAAUGUCAGUUUAUCUAGGGAAUACAUUUUUUAAAAAAAACAUAAAAGUCACACAUGAUAUGCAUAAUUUAAUUUAAUUAAAGUUCUGUUUUGAAUAAAUGAGACAAUUGACUUGUCAUGAAUAACUAUCCAAGCAAUUUUAUAUACUGUAU